Leguminivora glycinivorella is the source of this 1272-nucleotide messenger RNA. Its product is annotated as box C/D snoRNA protein 1. The transcript has 5 exons. Gene Ontology annotation, cellular component: pre-snoRNP complex; nucleus. The coding region runs from base 115 to 1143 and encodes 342 amino acids. Lineage: Eukaryota; Metazoa; Arthropoda; Insecta; Lepidoptera; Tortricidae. The record is from RefSeq and is a predicted model, not a curated record. Gene Ontology annotation, biological process: maturation of LSU-rRNA from tricistronic rRNA transcript (SSU-rRNA, 5.8S rRNA, LSU-rRNA); snoRNA localization; box C/D snoRNP assembly.
UUGACAGUUGCAGCGCCUGAUUGUAUCUGUUCUUGUUUUGUUUCGUACCACGUGUGUUUUAAAUAAUAUUAGUUAAGCAUUUAUAAAUGAAUACUGUAUUAUACAUAUAACGCUAUGUCUUCGUCAUCUUCAGAUAGCGAGCCAGAGACGAGGGGACCAGCGCCAAGACUCGGUCCUUGCGAAGUAUGUGGGUCAAAGGAAGCCCAAUACACAUGCCCUAAGUGCGAAGUAAAGACAUGCUGUUUGAACUGCGUUAGGCUUCACAAAAUGGAGUUAAAAUGCGACGGCAUAAGGGACCGAACGAAGUUUAUUCGCGUCAAAGAUUUCACCGACAGAGACUUGUUGAGCGACUACAGGCUGUUGGAGGAGUGUGCCAGGUUCGUGUACGGCGUGAAAAGGGACGAGAAGAAAAGGUUCACUAGGAUAGACAAGGAUUUGCCAGUUCAUCUGUUUAAAUUAAAAAUGGCGGCCAGAGACCGUGGAAUAGCGCUUCAGUUCCUCGCUCAAAACUUCACGAGGCAUUCCUUAAACACUACUCGCUAUAACUAUAAAACUAACCUGAUUAGUUGGCGAGUGGAGUGGAUCUUCCCGAAUGCUGAACCGGAUAUGGUGAAAUUUGUUGACGAGAAAUGCUUGGAGACUAAGAGGCUUUCCGAGCUGUUGGAUAAGUACUUGGAUGUCAACGCAGAACCAUUUGAAGGAUCUAAGGCACUGACAUAUUAUAAAUCUGUUGGGUUUAAUGGAGUCAAAGUAUUGCUAAGAGCGGAGAAAGUGAAGGGAUGCUCCCGCAAGUUCUUUGAGCUGGACCCGAGUGAGACGUUAGCGGAGAACCUCUCCGGGAAGUGCAUAGUGGAGUUCCCGCUUGUGUUCGUCGUGCUGAAGGACCACGCAUACAACUUUGACAUUAUCACUCCUGAGGACGAAUUCGAAGAAGAACAACCAGCCACAGAAUCUCCACAAGUCCAAGAACCGAGGCGGAAACGGCCGCUCCUCACCGAGAAGGUGGCGCUCGAGAAACAGAAGGAAAUACAGAAGGAGAUCAAAGAGGAUAAGAAGAAGAAGCCCAAGAAUCUUCUGUUCACGACGGGGUACUCGUCCGAGGAGAGUUUAGACGCUAGCGAUGAGGAGGGUGUUAAGAAUUGAAAGUGUAUUAAAUCUAUGUAAAAUAUUAUAAAUGCAAUAAACUAAUUAUGUCGGAGACUGGUGGUAACAUCUGGCGUAUACAGGGAUAAGGAGGGGAUUAUGAUUAAUAAAAUAACUCUGUACAUAUAA